AUGGAAGGAAUAGAUUAUUUUGAUACCUUUUCCCCUGUUGCUAAACUUACCACUGUUAGAUUUUUACUUUCUCUUGCAGCUAUUAAGGGAUGGCAUUUGGAACAGUUAGAUGUGAACAAUGCAUUCCUCCAUGGUGAUCUUCAUGAGGAAGUUUACAUGAGUCUUCCUCCUGGCCUUACUGGUGUCUCUCCAUCCAAAGUAUGCAAGUUACAGAAAUCUCUUUAUGUUUUUAACUUACAAAACGUGUGGGGUGACCCCGUGUGGGGUGACCCCGUGUGGGGUGACCCCGUGUGGGGUGACCCCGUGUGGGGUGACCCCGUGUGGGGUGACCCCGUGUGGGGUGACCCCGUGUGGGGUGACCCCGUGUGGGGUGAUAUUUAUCAAGUUUUUAACUUACAAAACGUGUGGGGUGACCCCGUGUGGGGUGACCCCGUGUGGGGUGACCCCGUGUGGGGUGACCCCGUGUGGGGUGACCCCGUGUGGGGUGACCCCGUGUGGGGUGACCCCGUGUGGGGUGACCCCGUGUGGGGUGACCCCGUGUGGGGUGACCCCGUGUGGGGUGACCCCGUGUGGGGUGACCCCGUGUGGGGUGACCCCGUGUGGGGUGACCCCGUGUGGGGUGACCCCGUGUGGGGUGACCCCGUGUGGGGUGACCCCGUGUGGGGUGACCCCGUGUGGGGUGACCCCGUGUGGGGUGACCCCGUGUGGGGUGACCCCGUGUGGGGUGACCCCGUGUGGGGUGACCCCGUGUGGGGUGACCCCGUGUGGGGUGACCCCGUGUGGGGUGACCCCGUGUGGGGUGACCCCGUGUGGGGUGACCCCGUGUGGGGUGACCCCGUGUGGGGUGACCCCGUGUGGGGUGACCCCGUGUGGGGUGACCCCGUGUGGGGUGACCCCGUGUGGGGUGACCCCGUGUGGGGUGACCCCGUGUGGGGUGACCCCGUGUGGGGUGACCCCGUGUGGGGUGACCCCGUGUGGGGUGACCCCGUGUGGGGUUAA
Molecule: messenger RNA, 999 nt
Organism: Vicia villosa (hairy vetch)
Lineage: Eukaryota; Viridiplantae; Streptophyta; Magnoliopsida; Fabales; Fabaceae
Product: protein RNA-directed DNA methylation 3-like
Exons: 2
Coding region: 1-999 (332 amino acids)
Source: RefSeq, a predicted model, not a curated record